AAGCUAGGCAGCUUCAAACGCACAGGCAAGCUUAGUAACCAGCCAUGAAGACGAUGAAGAGAUGCGUUGUUCCUAGCAUCCUGCUGAUGCUUUCACUCGUCGCCGCCGGCCGUCCCUCCACGAGCACCGCCGCCGACGAUGUGGGCACCAUUCUCCUGCCGAGCGAAGGCAUAGGCCAAGCAGGAAUGAUGGCGACCAGGCCAUGGAAAUGUUGCGACUUUGCUCUGUGCACCAGGUCGUUCCCGCCGAUGUGCCGCUGCAUGGACAAGGUCGAGCAGUGUGCUGCGACCUGUGAGAAAUGCGAGCCGGCCACGUCGGACUCAUCCCAGCGCGUCUGCAACGACUGGUACCAUGGCUUCCCGGGACCCAUGUGCACCCAGCCUCACUGGUCGUUCCCGCCGAUGUGCCGUUGCAUGGACAAGGUCGAGCAGUGUGCUGCAACCUGCAAGAAAUGCGAGCCGGCCACGUCGGACUCAUCCCGCCGCGUCUGCAACGACUGGUACCACGGUUUCCCGGGGGCCAAGUGCACCGCCGGCGGUAACUAG
Triticum aestivum (bread wheat) is the source of this 545-nucleotide messenger RNA. Its product is annotated as Bowman-Birk type trypsin inhibitor-like. The transcript is spliced from 4 exons. Bases 45 to 545 code for a protein of 166 amino acids. Gene Ontology annotation, cellular component: extracellular region. The record is from RefSeq and is a predicted model, not a curated record. Gene Ontology annotation, molecular function: serine-type endopeptidase inhibitor activity. NCBI's taxonomy places the organism in Eukaryota, Viridiplantae, Streptophyta, Magnoliopsida, Poales, Poaceae.